CGGCGCAGCUGGGGGCUGCAAAUUUCUGAGCAUGCGCAUUGCCGCAAGAACGCGACAACGUAGCGAGACUCGGCUGCAGUGAAACGUGAAAGGAGAAAAAGCUGCUGAAACGAGACCACAUCUGCUCAUUUACAGCCGCGGCUGCCGAAAAUGGCGAGAUAUCUCAGACCUCCUAAUACAUCCCUUUUUGUUAGGAACAUCGCCGACGAAUCCAGGCCAGAGGAUUUGCGACGUGAGUUUGGUCGUUAUGGGCCUAUUGUAGAUGUCUACAUCCCACUUGACUUCUAUACACGACGACCAAGAGGAUUUGCUUACAUUCAAUAUCCUUUAUUAUUUUUUUAUUUGGAAAUGUUUUGGAAAGGAAGACUUCAUCAAAUGGCUGUAAAAUGUUGAUUCUAACCUUUCACAUCACACAGGAAUGUUUAUUUCAUAUUUAUUAGAUAUUUAUCUGACAUCCCAAGCAUUAUAUCUAUUCCUAACUAAUAUUUUUCCUGUUGUUGCCUUAGAGUGAUAAAGAUACAGUUCUGGAGGCCCCACACCAAAGAAAAUUGAAAGGCGAUAUUAGAAUAGAUUCAACCAAAGACACCCAGGCGACAAGCAAUAGUGGAAUUUGGGGGGAAAAAAAGAAUGAAAGCAUGAAGAUGCAAAGGGAACAGAAAAGCGAACACCAGACUUCCAAAGAUGGAAAAGCAAAGUGUUUAUUGGGCAAAGACAAGCAGGAAACCACAAGUUCUUCUGCCAAGACAAAAAAGAUCAAGCUCAAGUCAAGCAUGUUAAAGGUAAAACGGCAAACUUUUGUAUCCUCCAGAAUCUGAUCGCCAUCACUUUGUUUUGUCUCCACAAUCUGAAAUAGCAGAAGCCCCAAGAGAUUCAGCUUUCUUUCAUUAUUGCUUUGUUUUACCAAAUAUCAUUAAUUCUGAUGAAUAAAUUAACCUGAUACCCAAACAAAGCAAAUUUUUAUUGCAUAAAUAUUAAUGAUGCAGUGAUUUUCUUUUUUUUUGUGCUCUGAUCCAGUAGCUGUGAACUAGUUUUUGGAGCUGCAUUUUUUUGUUGUUUGUUGUGCAUGUGUGCAGCCAUGUUUCCCCACAGUCCUAAUUUGAAACUAAAGGGCCUUAACAACUCAGCAUGUUCGAAGAUAUCCGGGAUGCAGAAGACGCCCUUCAUAACCUGGACCGUAAAUGGGUUUGCGGACGCCAAAUUGAGAUCCAGUUUGCCCAAGGAGACCGCAAGACACCGAACCAGAUGAGAUCCAAGGAGCGAAACUCCCCUCGCAGUUUCUCCCGCUACGACGACGACGAGCGGGACGGGCGGCGCCGGCGCUCUCGCAGCCGCAGCUACGAUCGCUGGAGGUCCAGAAGCCCCUCGUAUGAGCGACGCCCCCGCAGAUCAGAAAGCCCCAGAGAAUCUCGGCCCUACAGUCGUCACAGACCGAACAGAGGCUAUGAAAAUGAGAAGUACAAAGGUCCGGUCCGUGACCACCACAGGGCACACCCAGAUCCAGCCUCGCACAGCCGCUCCCCUUCACCACCCAGAUCAAGGCCCAAAGAUAAGAAGAGCCAGUCGAAGUCGCACAGCCCGGCUCAAGACUUCGACCCCGCCCCCAGCUGCCACAAACAGUCUGCGGGGAGGUCUCCCUCACGCUCGUACUCUCGCUCAAUGUCUCGCUCCCGCUCCCGCUCCAGAUCCUGGGCCGGACGCAAGUCUGGCGGCCACUAACCGAUGCUGGAAAGCCUUUUGUUUGAAAAUGUUUUGUUCUGCUUUCUACUAACAAGUAUUGUACUCUUUAUUUACCUUCUGAUAACAGAAAAAAAAAUUCCAAAAAGGGAAGUAAGCAGCAGUAUCCAGAUCAAUGUUGAGUGGAGGGAAAAACUAUUUUGUUUUUUUUGUGUGUGUCCACGUUGGGCACUGAGAUAGUGGCAGGUUUGCCAGUCUUGUCUUUUUUUUGUACACAAUUAAAAGUUCACAAUAAUACUCUUUUGGUUCAAUGCAAUAAAGUGAAUUAAAAAAAAAAUCAAUUAACUGGAGGUCCUGACUUACAAGUGUUUAAAUGUCCAGGCCCGGGUACCACAUCUUGUUUCACGGUGUUGUGACGGUAAUGUACAGCAGCAGUAGCUUUCAUGUUUAGUUCAAGAACCAUAUCUCUGGUUUGACUUGAUACUUUCAAUAAAAGUAUUUUUCUAACCAA
Messenger RNA from Menidia menidia (Atlantic silverside), 2185 nucleotides. Lineage: Eukaryota; Metazoa; Chordata; Actinopteri; Atheriniformes; Atherinopsidae. The record is from the annotation of a GenBank genome assembly.